CAAUGAGCUAGUGUUGCCACCUUAUUGCAUGUUAAACUAUGAAUCAUUUGUAGGUUACUAUUAGCAGAAUAUAAAAUAAUUUUGUUUGGAUAUACUUACUGCUUAACGUAAAAAGUUAUGCCAUAUAAUAUUUUACACAAAAAGUUUAGUUUUAAAGUUUUCUAACAUUGGUUGUGAACAAUUAUAGUACCUGUCUUCCCUGUUCUUGUUUGCUUUUAAACAGCUGUGCCAACUGAGGUGAACUGCUGCUACCUAGUGGUUGUAUUUGACACUGAAAUAUUCUGAGAAGGCCUUCUUACAGCCGAAAAGCAAAGCAAAAAAUACACAUAUACGAUAUUUCUGCUAAUACAACACCACAUCCUGUUACCGACGUGUAUAAUAACCAUAACAUUGUCUACAGACAAAAUAUAAUCACGUUUGUAUAGGCUGCACUACAGUUCCCAUGAUGCCCUGCCAAUCUUGGAUAAGCUUGCUGGAGUCACAUGGCGCCAGCUGCCUGAGUAGAUCUAUAAGCUAAGUGAACUGGAUCGCCUCCAUCAGCGAAUGGCGCUAGAGUGAAGUCCAGAUAUUUGUUACAGCUUCUAAAGCGCGCUACGGCUCCUAAACGUAUCCCUGGUUUAUAUUUGGCUUAAAGGAGACGCAACAAUGCGCACAAAAUGGUCGUGCGCCAGGUCCGUGCGAAUUACUAGGUUUACUAUAGCUUUAAGAAUGCUAAAUAGUGUCUGCUUCUUUAAAAUUAUAUCAGUUUAAUAUAAUAUGGAUAAUAGUGAAAAGUUUUUGAUUUAUAAUAAAUAAAUACGAGCAAUUUAUUUGCGACGACCACGGAGCACACAGAAAAUGUGCCACACUUGGAUAAAGGCCGCUUGCAAUCAGAACGUCUUUAAACCAACUACGAACCGUUUUUCUAUUAUUUUCAAGCAAGCCUGAUUGACUCUGAGCAGAAGUGGACGCCAAACUAAGUGUUAUCGAUGUGAUGGAAUCGGUCGGUGAUCGAAACGGGAAUGUAAAUCAAGGCGAACAACCAGCAGAGGACAAGGCCGCAGAGCAGACCCCGGGCACUAGUAAGACCGUCACAUCGAGGAUGGGGCUGAGGGACCGGACACAGAGUCGGCCGAGGUCCGGUGUUUCUGCAUCUUUAGCGGAGGUUAACGGCGCGGCUCCAAGCCCACAGAGCUCAGGUCGAGUGUUAAGGGACAGGUCAACGAGGACAGUACCCGCCUGGUUAAAGGACACCAAGAGCGAGGACGAGGACCAACCGAGCCUGGACACUGGGGCGACCAAGCGGCGGAGAAUUUCAAACUCCGGGAGGAAGAGAAAUUCGGUACCUGCGUAUUCGGUGGAGGCUGUAGAGGGGCUGGCAACUGACAGCCUUCAAGGCACAGACUCUGAUGAACUCCAGAAAUCUUCAAAAGACGUUCAAGCACUUCCCUCCAGACGCUCCACAGCACACACUCGUGCCAACCCCCUGUCUGGCAGAGCCAGCCGCAGCUCCACGAAGACAACGUGUAAAACUGAACCAGGAUUAGAUAAUCCUGCUGCGGAGGGAGAGGUGAACGAUAAGGAGAAGGAUGAGAUGGAAAACACAGACAGGGAAAGUGAAGAUGUUGCAGAAUUGGUUUUGGAAAACGAAGAGUCUGAAAUUCAGGAUAUUGCAAAUGACCUCAACUACCAGCCUCAGACCCUGAGUAGUGGCGAGGAAGAAGAGGGUCUAAGCACUGAUGAAGAUCUCCCCUUCAGAGACGACUUAAAUGAUGAGAGCUACGACCCUAAAGUGGAAAGCAGGGAUGCACCUAAGCCAAAACGCAGAGCUCCUCCCAGACAGAAGGAAAAGAGAGAAAAAGAAAGGGCACCUAAAAAAGAGAAGGAGGUCGCAGAGAUAAAAAUAGAAGUUCUGGACAAUGUGGCGAAUGCUGAAGAGGAAGUGAAGAUGGAAGAAGAAAAUCUGGAGGACCGAGAUGGACCCAGGAAAAGAGGCAGAAAGAAGAAGGACGACAAAACACCAAGGCUUCCAAAGAGGAGGAAGAAGCCUCCGGUGCAGUACGUACGCUGUGAAAUGGAAGGAUGUGGCACAGUUUUGGCUCAUCCUCGCUACCUGCAGCAUCAUAUAAAGUAUCAGCACUUGCUCAAAAAGAAAUACGUAUGUCCUCACCCGUCCUGUGGACGUCUCUUCCGCCUUCAAAAACAGCUGCUACGCCACGCCAAGCAUCACACAGACCAGAGAGACUACAUCUGUGAGUUCUGUGCUCGUGCCUUCAAGAGUUCGCACAACUUGGCUGUUCACCGAAUGAUACACACAGGAGAGAAGCCUCUGCAAUGUGAGAUUUGUGGCUUUACCUGUCGCCAAAAGGCAUCUCUCAACUGGCACAUGAAGAAGCACGACGCUGAUGCCACCUAUCAGUUCUCCUGCUCUAUCUGUGGAAAGAAGUUUGAGAAGAAAGACUGUGUAGUGGCCCAUAAGGCCAAGAGCCACCCAGAGGUUCUCAUCGCCGAGGCGUUGGCAGCCAAUGCCGGUGCGCUCAUCACAACCCCCACCUCCCUGUUGGAGCAGCAAGGAAAACCAGCGCAGACAGAAGUCACUGGUUUGAAUGUGAGUGAAGCAGGAAAGGAAGGGCAGGUGGACACCCUGAGCCAUGAAGGGCAGGCUGGACAGCAGGUAGCCCAGGUGUCUCAGCUAAGUCAGGCAACCCAGCAAAUGAGCCACCAGCUGGUUUUACUGGGACAAGACCAGAACCUCCAUACCAUGCAGGUGCCAGUGACCAUUGCCCUGACCCCUGUAAACCCCCCAUCCGUGACUGACAGCCAGCAGCAGACCCGCCUGCAGCUGCAGAUGCCCGUCCAGUUUGUGCAGGCUGCUCAGCAGCCACAGAUCCAACAACUGACCCUCCAGCCCCAGAUGCAGCCCCAGCUCCAGUCUUAUCCUCCUCAGCAUCAGGGGCAAGGGCAGACUCAGAUCCUACAAAUGACUUUCCAGCCAGUCAGCCAGUCUCAAACCCACGUUCAGCACAUCCCUGUUCUAGCAACGUCUCCUCAAAUUCAAACAACCGCUGUGAGUCCCACUCUCCUCUCCCAAUCCACACCCCUGUCACAGAACGCAGCCUCUGCAAACGGGGGCAGCUUCAUCCUGGACACCCCGGGGCUGAUGUCUUCCUCAUUAGCAGAUAACUCCCUGCAGCAAACGGCGAUGGUGGGGGAGGACGGGAAAGGCUGGGACGAGACGGGGCAGGAAGUUGUUUCACAGCACUGAGAGACGUUCACAGCAGCAGGCCCUCGUGUAAAACAAGUAUGGAGCACAUUAGUGACCUGAUAUACCGUACUGCAACAUUGGAAGUGAUGUAGGCUCACAAUUAUUAUAUGAACUGUUCACUCAUAGUCCUAUUUGGUAAUUUUUUUUAGAUUAUAUCUAUCAGGGAAAUAUAUGUAUUUGUCUUUAUGUGUGCCUUUGUACAUAAGUCAUGUAAACAUAACUUUGCCUUUUAUGUGGGUGUGUGUAUUAAUACUGAGGUUUAAAUGGCAAAGCUUUUGCUAAUAUGCAAUAAUAUAUAGCAUACCUCUUGGUGAUGUACAGCACAUCAAAUGCCAAAAUGUUUGGCAGGUUCCUACUAGUACACGUCCUAGGUUAUAGUGUGUUAAACACCCGAGCUGUGUUAGAAUCUGUGAAUCUUAUAUGUGGGGACAAAAGAAAACACUUACUAAAUUUAUUUCACAACAUGAGGCUCUGACCACACAGAAACUAAAGACAAAAAAUAAUUUAGUUGUAGUUGUGUACUAUUUAGACAUAUUUGACAGUUAUUUUAACAGUUUUUAAGGACGACUAAAACAGACCGUCUUCACCUUUACAAUGUUAUGGAAUCUGAUACGUUUAGCUGUGUAGUUGUCAGAGCAUAUGUCAGUACUAAAUCAGAACACUUUAGAUCACCCUUUAGGAAGGUGGUAGCUAAAACAUGUUAAUUUAAAUGAUGUAAAUAAAUGUAUUAACACUUUAAAGUCUUUUUAUUGACAGUUCGACAACAUUAUUUGGGAUUAUUUAAUUCCCUCACACUGGAAGCAGGUGGAUUGGUGGAAGCUUCUGAGACUCGGCACCAUUGGAGCCACCAUCACAGGAUUCUUCAUCAUUUACACGCUGAGGGAGAUGAUGAUUACCAGGAGAGGAAACGACUGGGGUCUGUAUGUCACUGUCAUGAGCAAACUUGCAUUUUAUGCCAAACCUGCACCUUCCAUCUUUCCUGUAGGACACACACAUCCUUUUUCCUCCUAUCUGGGAAGGUUUGGCCUGGGUUGUAAGAGGGACAUGUUUCUGUAAUGCGCUGAGUUUCUGCAUUGCCUGAGCCUUGAAUGGAUUUAAAAAUACGCUGCUUGUAGAACAAGCACU
Cynoglossus semilaevis (tongue sole) is the source of this 4369-nucleotide messenger RNA. It is a transcript of the gene zfp91, whose product is annotated as ZFP91 zinc finger protein, atypical E3 ubiquitin ligase. Gene Ontology annotation, biological process: regulation of transcription by RNA polymerase II. Lineage: Eukaryota; Metazoa; Chordata; Actinopteri; Pleuronectiformes; Cynoglossidae. Gene Ontology annotation, molecular function: DNA-binding transcription activator activity, RNA polymerase II-specific; RNA polymerase II cis-regulatory region sequence-specific DNA binding. The record is from RefSeq and is a predicted model, not a curated record. Gene Ontology annotation, cellular component: nucleus. Bases 974 to 3244 code for a protein of 756 amino acids. The transcript has 13 exons.